AUGACGGUUUCAAUCUACGACGAUGAGCUGCUGGCUCAGCCCGGUGACCGAUCGGACCAACCGACACCGAUGACGACCGGCAAGAUAGAGGAGCAGCUCACCGCCAUACAGCAAUUUUACGAUAAAUGUAACGUCUUCAUUACGGGCGGAACCGGAUUUCUGGGCAAGACACUCAUCUACAAACUGCUGACCAGCUGCCCGGGAAUCGAAAACAUCUUUCUGCUGGUGCGAAGCAAGCGCGGCAAAGACAUUUUCUCUCGCGUGGAAGAAAUCUUCGACGAUGCUAUGUUUGACAAAAUGAAGCAAGCCUGUCCGAAGUACGAUCACAAAAUUCGCGCCGUCGCGGGCGACUGCAUGCAGCCGGGCCUGGGCAUCAGUUCGUCCGAUCGCGAAGUGUUGACCGAAAAUGUCAACAUUGUGUUUCAUCUAGCCGCCACAGUGCGAUUCGAUGAGAAGAUGAAGACGGCCAUGCAGAUCAACGUGAAGGCGUGCCGGGAUGUGCUGGACCUGUGCCACGACAUGAAGCACCUGAAGUCGGUGAUCUACGUGUCGACCGCGUACACACAGUGCCCCCAGAAUGUGGUCGACGAGCGAUUCUACGAUCCACCGAUCGAGUCCGAAAAGAUGAUCCACCUGGCCGACUGUGUGACGGAUGGCAUGAUCGAAAAGAUUACCCCGGUACUGCUUGAUAAAUGGCCAAAUACAUACACCUUCACGAAGGCCAUCGCUGAGGACGUGGUACGCAAAAAUAGUCGCGGAAUGCCUGUCGGAAUGUUUCGACCAGGAAUUGUCAUUGCAACGUACCAGGAACCGGUACCAGGAUGGAUCGAUAACUUCUACGGACCUACCGGUGUGAUUGCCGGUGCUGGAACUGGCGUGCUGCGUACGCUACGGGCCGAUCCAACAAAGGUCGCCAACAUGGUUCCCGUCGAUCUCUGCGUCAACGGCAUCAUCUCUUCCGCCUGGGACAUUGCUGAACGGUUCCGAACCGAGAUUUUGCCCGAUCCGGAAAUCCCGAUCUACAACUUUUGCACCGAACCGAACAAUUGCAUCACGUGGGGCGACUUCACGCAUACCACCAUCAAGUUCGGCUCGAUGUAUCCCACCAUGAAGGCAAUCUGGUACCUGUGCUACGCCAGCAAUCCCAACAUUGUGCUGCACUAUCUGUCCAUCAUCUUCCUGCACUAUGCGCCCGCCGUCGUCUGUGACAUCAUUGCGGUGCUGAUUGGCAGAAAACCGAGACUUCUUCGAAGCUACAAGAAGAUCCACCGCUUUAUGGACGUGAUUGAGUACUUCUCCAUGCGCGAGUGGGAAUUUAAGAUGGACAAUAUGAACGCACUGUGGCGUAGGCUGUCGAGUGCGGACCAGAAGCUGUUCUUCUUCGAUAUGCGCCAAAUCAACUGGGAUUAUUUCCUGGAGCAGUACUUCUGCGGCAUCCGGCGGUAUCUGCUGAACGAUCCAAUGGAAACCGUCCCACAGGCUGUGGUCCGCUGGAAUCGCCUCUACUGGGUGCAUCAAGCGACCAAAGUGAUCGUGCUGCUGCUGCUGUACAAGCUCAUCAUGUCCGUUUGGGGUAUGCUGAGCUAA
Messenger RNA from Anopheles marshallii, 1587 nucleotides. Its product is annotated as fatty acyl-CoA reductase wat. Lineage: Eukaryota; Metazoa; Arthropoda; Insecta; Diptera; Culicidae. The transcript is spliced from 9 exons. Gene Ontology annotation, molecular function: alcohol-forming very long-chain fatty acyl-CoA reductase (NADP+) activity. The record is from RefSeq and is a predicted model, not a curated record. Gene Ontology annotation, cellular component: peroxisome. The coding region runs from base 1 to 1587 and encodes 528 amino acids. Gene Ontology annotation, biological process: long-chain fatty-acyl-CoA metabolic process.